UCGCGAAUUGCAAAAUAGUCCCAUCCACCUCAUUCAUUCCUCCUCCAUUAUUACUCCUUGGCAUCUGAAAAAAAUGGUGAGUUCCAGCAAUGGCGACUACGAUUGGGCCAAGGAAGUUAAAGAAAUCGACGAAACAAAAGCCGGUGUGAAAGGUCUUGUCGAUACCGGCAUAACAAACAUCCCCAAAAUCUUCGUGCAUCCGAAGACCAGUUUCGAGACCCAUCCUCCACCACCCACACCCGCCCACGGCUCCGAUCUGCCGACGAUCGACUUCCAAGGGCUGCGGAGCGGAGGUGAAGGGCGGCGCGUGGUGGUGGAGGAAAUCCGCAAGGCGGCUCAAGAGUGGGGGUUCUUCCGCAUAGUGAACCACUCGAUCCCAGUGGAGACGAUGGACGCCAUGCUGGCGGCGGUGAAGCGCUUCCACGAGCUGCCCCACCACGAGAAGGCGGCGUUCUACACGACCGACCAGAGGCGGAGCGUGAAGUUCAACAGCAAUCUGCCGGAGCGAGAAAACGAGUUGGGUUGCUGGAGGGAUAUCCUGAGCUUCCUCUUCUACGAUGACCAGCUGGAGCCCGAGGAGAUACCCUCUGCCUGCAGGGAGCAAGUGCAGGAAUACGUGAAACACGUGAUCCAGCUGAGGGAGGUGAUGGCGGAGCUGCUGUCGGAGGCGUUGGGGCUCCGCAGCGACUACCUUUCCAGCAUGGAGUGCAUGAAAAGCGAGGCGCUGGCGUGUUUGUAUUAUCCUAAAUGUCCGGAGCCGCACAAGACCUUCGGAAACAAGUCGCAUUCCGACACCACUUUCUUGACCUUACUCAUGCAAGACACCAUCGGCGGCCUCCAGAUUCUUCACGACGCUCAAUGGGUCGACGUCCCUCCGGUUCGUGGGGCCCUCAUAGCCAAUGUUGGUGAUCUCUUGCAGAUCAUUAGCAAUGACAAGUUCAUAAGCGUGGAGCACAGAGUGGUGGCGCAGGCGGUGGGGCCGAGGAUUUCGGUGGCGAGUUUCUUUACUCCGAGCAGGAAGGCGAUGGCGAAGGCGUUUGGUCCGAUCAAAGAGCUUGUUUCGGAGGAGAGUCCGGCGGUGUACAGGGAGGUCAUGUUUGGAGAAUACAUUGAAUUUUACAAGACUAAAUUUCAGGGUUCCACGUCAGCCUUGCCCCAUUUCAAGAUUCAAUCACUUUGACUUCAUCUCACAUGUCCUACUCAUAUGCCAUCUUAAGUUUAUUCGCACAACAUUUUAUAUUUGGACUGCAUCACAUUGCGGAUUUCUUUUAUAUAUAUAUAUGAUAUGCAGUUGUUGCUUUUGAUUUAUUUUAAUUUCUGUAACAACUAUUGGUUCAUUAAUGUCUCUCAGUUUUUUUUAUA
Messenger RNA from Salvia miltiorrhiza (redroot sage), 1362 nucleotides. Its product is annotated as 1-aminocyclopropane-1-carboxylate oxidase homolog 1-like. The transcript has 2 exons. The record is from RefSeq and is a predicted model, not a curated record. Lineage: Eukaryota; Viridiplantae; Streptophyta; Magnoliopsida; Lamiales; Lamiaceae. The coding region runs from base 74 to 1180 and encodes 368 amino acids.